Saprolegnia parasitica CBS 223.65 is the source of this 402-nucleotide messenger RNA. RefSeq lists its product as hypothetical. The transcript has a single exon. The record is from RefSeq and is a predicted model, not a curated record. Lineage: Eukaryota; Oomycota; Saprolegniomycetes; Saprolegniales; Saprolegniaceae. The annotation marks the transcript as partial.
CGAUAUGGUAGAUGUCGUCUGGGCUGUCAUCGAUCCAGUACGUGCCAUCGUCAUACGCCACGCACUGAUAAGGCAGGCACGAAGCUCAUUCUAGACGAGGCGUCGAAUCUGAAGCGAUGCCAGCUCCAGCCGUCUACACUUGUGCUGCCAGGGGGAUCCAUCGAGUUGGCCUUCGGGCUCGGAGGCCGUCCGCAGUCUCGUCGCCGGCGGUGGUGCUGCCACUGGCGUUGUCAACGACGCAACCAAUCCGACUUUGGCCAAUAUGACCGAGAAGUGCCGGACAAGCCAUGCAACAUCGCUCCACCGGAUGACGAGGAACAUGUGAAGCCUGCCCGUGAUCGCUCGCGAAGGAAAUGCAAUCGCCGACGAGGACGGGGUACGUUGUGGCGCUGUGCGCAAUGA